Molecule: messenger RNA, 3107 nt
Organism: Cololabis saira (Pacific saury)
Lineage: Eukaryota; Metazoa; Chordata; Actinopteri; Beloniformes; Belonidae
Gene: azin1b
Product: antizyme inhibitor 1b
Exons: 11
Coding region: 420-1727 (435 amino acids)
Biological process (GO): positive regulation of polyamine transmembrane transport; negative regulation of protein catabolic process
Cellular component (GO): cytoplasm
Molecular function (GO): ornithine decarboxylase activator activity; ornithine decarboxylase activity
Source: RefSeq, a predicted model, not a curated record
AGCACUUCUCCACCCGCCACCCAGCAGAGAGGACGCCGCUCACGCAACCCGCCUUCCACUACACACAUAUGGCAAACACGGGCCUCUUUCUUUCUUUUAUUAUUGUCCCCACUACUCUUUAAAAAUUCCGCCGAAAAAGAGAAGACGAUUCCCCAAAACCUUUUGGCCGUUAUCUCACGGCUCCCCUGUCUCUGCAUUGGUGUAUGAACGGUACCCAGAGGACCUAGGGGCGGCUCUUUACCGGGAGAACUUUGACUUCAACGCCGAGCCCCCUUGGGAUCCUAGCUGAUAGUGGGACAGGUCCAUCUCCUGACUUGUCCAUUUUGUUGCAUACCGGCAGGACCCCAUUGGCUCAGUCGUGACCCCUUGACUUGUUUAUUUGUUCUAUAUGAUCGUCGGCUUUGUGGAAAACGGUUAAAAUGAAAGAGCUCGCAGACAAACCCAGCUACAUUAUUGAACUCCUGGAGGGAGGAUUUACCCUGGAAGAUGUUAUUGAUGGACACAUUAGUGAACAGUCUUUGGUGGAAAAGAGUGCAUUUGUGGUGGGUGACCUCGGUGCCCUGAUGCGCCAGCAUAUGUGCUGGCAAAGUGUCGUUCCACCGGUGCAGCCAUACUACCCAGUGAAGUGUAACAGCAGCCCUUUGGUCAUUGAGGUUCUUGCCUCCUUGGGCCUGGGUUUCAUUUGUGCCAACAAGAAUGAGGUGAGCCUUGUUCUGGAUCAUGGAGUGCCACCAGAAAACAUCAUUUUGUCAAGUGCUUUUAAGCAGCUGGCAGCCAUCAAGUAUGCCGCCAAGAACAACAUUCAGCAUCUUGUGUGUGAAAACGAGGUAGAGCUGUCAAAGAUUGCUCGCCUGCAUCCUGAUGCAAAGUUGCUGCUGCAGAUGACCACCGAAGCCCAUGCAGCUGAGACGAGCAUGGCCUUCGGCUCCUCUCUGAAAAGCUGUCGGCAUCUGCUGGAGAGGGCUAAGGAGCUGGGUCUCCAGGUUGUUGGAGCAGCCUUCCACAUCCCCAGCUCCUGCCACGACCUGCAGCAAGCCUACACCCAUGCACUGUCAGAUGCUCGCUGUGUGUUUGAUAUGGGGGCGGAUCUGGGAUUUAACAUGCAUAUCCUGGACAUUGGUGGUGGGUUCACUGGCUCAGAGUUUCAGCUCAAACAGGUUGAGUCUGCAAUCAGGCCACUGCUGGAUGCUUACUUCCCCCAGCGGGCAGGUAUGCAAGUGUUGGCCCAGCCUGGCAGCUUCUACAUGGCUUCAGCUUUCAGUCUGGCUGUAAAUGUCAUUGGCAAGAAGGUGGUGAACCGCCACUGGAACAGCUUAUCUCAAGGUGAGAAGAAUGAAGAUACCGAGUUCCUCUACUACAUGAAUGAAGGUGUUUAUGGUCCAUUCAGCCACAAGCUGCUGGGAAACCCCAUCGCUGGCCCAUCGGUGCACAAGCGUGUGUUGUGUGCUGACGAGGCCGUGUAUCCCAGCAGCCUGUGGGGCCCGUCUCUUGAUCAGCUGGACCAGGUGGUGGAGCACUGCCUGCUGCCAGAGCUGAGCGUGGGGGACUGGCUCCUGUUCUCCAACAUGGGGGCCUGCGGCCUGGACGAGUUCGGCUGCCUCUCCGGCUCCAGCCAGCUGCCAGUCUACUACGCCAUCUCCACCUCUGAUUGGUAUGAAAUGCAAGAGGCCGGUGUGGCACUGGACACUGCUAUGAAGAAUUUCUCCGUGCUCCAGUACAGUGCAUAACUACCCUCAGCCCCUGUCCUGUUUUGUAUUGCACAGAUCUUCCUUACCUCCUGCUUUCACUGUGUGAGAACAGAGGUCAGCUAGGUAUUUGGGACAAGGGGCUAAAUGUGGUCGACAUUCCAGCCACCUUGGGGAAAAAUGCAGUGUCCUACUAUUUUCUGGGGGAAAUGUGGUUGUUUAAUACCUCAAUUGUCUAAAUUUGCCUGGAAGAUGAUCUUAGUUUAGCCCUUUUCACAGGGGGACACAAUCUGUCAGAUCAAGGAGCUCUAGCCCUAAUUUAAAUGAUAUGCAACAAAAUGGAUGACUCUUAGGAGGAGAUGGGACCCCAAAAUGUUUGGAAAGGUUUUAUUUCCUAAAUCAAAUUCAGUUUAUGAAAUGUAUUUUUGAUUUAUUAUGUAAGAUCAAAUGGUUUCUAUUGAUUAACUGUUGACAGUCUUGUAAAUUCUGUCUGUCCAGCACUAUUUUUUUUGUUGUUUUUUUUUCUUGAAUCAUGUAAAGAAUAAAUGCCCUGUGGGGAUUCUGUGCUUCAGAACCAUCACUUUACAUUGUUUAAAUGAAAUAAUGUGAAGUUUGCAUCAUUUCAAUUCUCCUAAAUGUAUUUUUAUUUAUUGGAUUCAGAUAUUUCUGUGGCAUUUUAAAGCUCCAUCUUUACGAUUUGCCUAAGGAUUAUUCUGUGGCCCAUCUACCAGUGUUUCCUUGAUAACAUUGAUGUGGUGCUUCUUUUUUUUUUGUUUUGUUUUGUUUUUUUCCCCUCCCAUAAAACGCUACGUGAUUCUGUGUGCUGUAAGUGCCAUUUGUGAUCUCGGUGGUUUACAAUCGCCCGAAAAGCUCAAAAGAUAGACUUUCUGUAGCGAUUUCUCUUUUUGCCAAACUAGAGCUUGGGUGCACCAAAGCUGCAUGUUGACUCCUGGUUUGUGCAGCGAAAAGUCAGUGGCUUAAAAAUGCACAAAAUCUCUGAAGGUUUACCAAAAAAAAAGAAGAUAUUUUACAUAGCUGUCCUCAAUUUUCUGACACUGGUCAGCCAAAUGAUUGGUUUGAGAGGGAAAAAAGUCCACAUGUAUCUUUUAAAAACGACAGAUACUGCUGGCUUUACACAGACUCCGAGAUCUUGCAAAUGGUAAAUGACAUCCUACACCUGUCCUGGUGUCUUUCUGAAGUUAAGAGAGGCAUGAAGCACAGUCUCUUGUACAAAUUCCUGUUUGACAAUGUAAGCGGUGACAUGACUUAACACCAGUUUUUAAAGAAUCCUACCCUUGUGUUUUACAAGUGAGAUAUAACUUGUCUAAGGCACUAAUGGACCAUAGCCUGUUUUUUGACUGUAAAUUGUGCUUGUUAAAGUAAUGAAAGUGAUUAAUUUAAUACAUUUCUGACUGAAACAUU